This is a messenger RNA of Megalobrama amblycephala (Wuchang bream), 1118 nucleotides long. RefSeq names its product E3 ubiquitin-protein ligase TRIM47-like. The transcript has a single exon. The record is from RefSeq and is a predicted model, not a curated record. The coding region runs from base 34 to 636 and encodes 200 amino acids. Gene Ontology annotation, molecular function: zinc ion binding. NCBI's taxonomy places the organism in Eukaryota, Metazoa, Chordata, Actinopteri, Cypriniformes, Xenocyprididae.
UGUGUGUGUGUGUAUCUGAGUACUUCUGCAAAAAUGGAAGAAGCCAGUGUUUCAUGGGCUCAGGAUCAGUUUAGCUGUCCAGUCUGUCUGGAUCUACUGAAGAAUCCAGUGACCAUUUCCUGUGGACACAGUUUCUGUAUGAGCAGUAUUACAGGCUGUUGGAAUCAGGAGGAUCAGAAGGGAGUUUACAGCUGCCCUCAGUGCAGACAGACCUUCACUCCAAGACCUGCUUUAGCUACAAAUGUGGUGUUUGCUGAAAUGCUGGAAAAACUGAAGAAAACAAGACUCCAAACUGCUGAUUGUUAUGCUGGAUCUGGAGAUGUGGAGUGUGACGUCUGUACUGGGAGAAAACACAAAACUGUCAAGUCCUGUUUAGUGUGUCUAAACUCUUACUGUCAAAAUCACCUGCAACAACAUAAGAAGUUCUUUAGAAGUAAGAAACACAAAUUGAUUGAUGCCACUGGACGACUACAAGAGAUGAUCUGCACAAAACAUGACGAACAGCUAAAAGUCUACUGUCGAACUGACCAGCAGAGCAUUUGUUAUCUGUAUACAAUGGAUGAACACAAAAACCAUGACACUGUAGCAGUUGUAACAGAGAGGAAAGAGAAGCAGGUACAGAGAUACAAUAAAUGAAUAGUGACAGUGAUUGAAAAAGGCUGGUUUCAUGAUUUAGUUACAUCAGGUUUAUGCUGUGUAGCUGAGGUUUGUGGUUAUCUGAUUUCCUAACAGAAAAUUCUGAAAGAGACUCAAAGAAGAUAUGAUGAGAGAAUCCAGGAGAUAGAGAAGGAGAUCCAGGAGCUGAGACUCUCAUAAGGUGAGUUUGAGCAGAACAACAGCCUUCAGACAGAAGAGCAGUUUCAGACUCAUGUUCACAAUGUGAGCUGCAGUAAGAGCUGAUUGUGAUGUGUGUAGAGAACAGUGAGUCGAUCUUUACUGAGCUGAUCCGCUCCAUUGAGAGAAGCCGCACUGAGGUCACACAGCUGAUCAGAGAUCAGGAAAAGGCUGCAGUGAGUGAAGCUGAAGACUCAUGAAGCGACUGGAGCAGGAGAUUGAUGAUUUGAGAAGGAGAGACACCGAGCUGGAGCAGAUUUCACAUGCAUGAUCACAUCCAUUUC